Messenger RNA from Oenanthe melanoleuca, 1847 nucleotides. RefSeq names its product prolactin-like. Gene Ontology annotation, biological process: positive regulation of receptor signaling pathway via JAK-STAT; response to nutrient levels. Gene Ontology annotation, molecular function: hormone activity. Bases 212 to 883 code for a protein of 223 amino acids. Gene Ontology annotation, cellular component: extracellular region. The transcript has 5 exons. The record is from RefSeq and is a predicted model, not a curated record. Lineage: Eukaryota; Metazoa; Chordata; Aves; Passeriformes; Muscicapidae.
CACCCCUCAUCCUGGGGUCUCAAUUUUCCUGGUCUCCGACCCUUACCCCUCGGGCGGCCGCGGGCGCGCUCCGGGCGGGCUGGCUCACGGUGCCCGCGGGCAGCGCACGUCAGGGGACAGAGACACCCGUGAUCGCCGAGAGAUCCCGGCAUAAAUAGGGGAUGCGGGGUCAUCGCCGGCCGAUCGCAGCCGGACACGGCUCCGCAGCGCCAUGGCCGUGGCUCCCGCCCGGGCGGAGGGGCGAGCAGGCGCGGUUGCGGCGCUGGCGCUGCUGUGGCUGCUGCUUUGCGCUCCGGGUGACGGCGGCUGUCACCCCCUGACCGUGGCUGACCUCUUCGACCGGGUGAUCCGGCACUCGGGCAGAAUCCACAGCCUCUCCACGGCGCUCUACGCCGAGCUGGAAAAACACUUUCCUCCCCGUGACAACGAGCUGGGAAGGCCCGCUCGGAAGUGCCACACGUCGGGGAUGCUGACUCCCAAUGGCAAAGAAUAUGCCCAAAAAAUCCCGAGAGAAGAACUAACUCACCUGAUACUGAAACUUUUGCAAGCCUGGAAAGAACCACUUUCCCACUUUAACCAGCAUAUUGAGCACCAUCAAGAGCUACCUGAUGACAGCCUUAGCAAAGCUAAGCAAAUCAGCAAUAUGGUACAUGAGCUGAAGACCGGAGUCGAGAAAGUAACAGAAAAGAUGCAGUCAAUGGGGAUAAUCAGCAAUUCAUUAAAUGGAAUGGCAUCAUCUGAAGGCACUGGUUUAUCAAUUAGUAAUGAAGCAAACACGAUGAGUGACUCUGACUUCAUUCACUGUUUUAGGAGAGAUUCCAAUAAAGUACAAAGCUACUUAAAAAUUCUCAAAUGUAGGAUUAUGCCAGAAAAUAGUUGCUAAUUUUUAAUCUCUCGACAAAUAGUCUUCAGCAUGUUCCUUAUAAAGAUUUAAAAAAUAGAACUUCUAAAUUACCAUUUCACAGUAAUUUUAAUAGGAAAAUGUUUUUGAAAUCCUUUGGAAGAUGACACAGUUAACAAAUGCAGAUGAAAUACUGAAUAAAACCUCAUGUGUGUAUGUUGGUUAAUGCACUAAUGAAAAGGAGUGCUCUAGCAUAUAGAUAAAUAAAUGUUCUUGCAUGUUACACUGUGGCAGACUAUACUAUGGCUGAUUCACAGAGUUUAGAUCUAUACACAGAAUCACAGAAUGGCACGGCUUGGGUUGAAGGGACUUCAAUGGUCAUUGAGUUCCAACCCCCACUCUGCCAUUGGCAGGGAUGCCAUCCACUAGAUCAGGUUGGUGAGGGCCCCAUCCAAGCUGGCCUUGAACACUUCCAGGGAUGAGCCAUCCACAACUUCGCUGGGCAAUGUAUUCCAGUGCCUCACCAUGCCCUUGAGUAAACAACUUCUUCCUGACAUCUAAUCUAAAUCUCUCCUAUUUUAGUUUAAAACCAUUCCCCCUUAUCCUAUCACUCUUUAUCCAUGCACAAAGCUGCUCUCCCUCUUCUUUUUGAGCAAUCUUUAAGUCAUGUAAGGCUGAAUGAGAUUUCCCUGGUGCCUUCUCUUCUACAGGCUAAACAAUCCCAGCUUUCUCAGACUGACUUUGUGAGGGUCUUAUGGGCCCACUUCUUAAGCUUGUCCAGGUUCCCCUGGAUGACACCCCCUCCUGUUCAGCUUCAUAUCUGCAAACUUGAUGGGGACGCACUCCAUGCCACUCUCUGUGUCGUUGAGGAAGAUACUGAAGAGCACCAGUCCUAAGAGAACUUUGAGGGACACUAGCCCUCCACCUGGACAUAAGAGCCACUCCUCAGAAUUCCCUGGCUGCAUCCAACCAGCCAAUUCCCUAACCUUCAAACAGUCUAACCUUU